UCGAAGACUGAAAGCUCUGAACUAAACAUACACAAUUUAAAACCUAAUACAAAAAAUAAGUGUACAGAAACAGAUACACAUCAUACAAAGAAAAAUAAUGAUAAAACUAAUGUAUUAAUAAGAGAUUCUGAUAAGACGUGUGACAUCUACAGACUUUGAUGCUGAUAAUGAAAGUAUUUGUGGUGAGGUUGCAGCUAAAAAUAGGAAAAAGAGGAAACACUCAAAUUCCAAAAAUCAGUUAAUUAAGUGGAUUUUGCGACUCAGAAAAAUGAAGACUGUAUUAAUUCACAAAAUUCAAAGUGCCUCACUGUUGUUAAUGGUUCUAUUCAAGACAUAAAUUGUGAACAUCAUGACCAUACUAAGAAAAGUGUUGCAGAGAAGUGUUCUAAAAAUUGGAAAAAGAAUGUUUAGGUAUUGGGUGUUGACAAAAAUAAAUACUAAUGAAUCAACAUUGAAAACUGAAAAAUAAAAAAUUUAAGAGACAGUCCAAAAGAUCUAAAAAGAAAACUGCUUUGCAAAGAUGUGCUACUGGACAAAUCUGGGAGCCUGACAACAUACUAAUUUUGGAUACUGAAGAAUCAAGAGGAUUGUGGCAUGAAUAAAUGUUCCAAAUCUGGGCCAAAAAUGUGUGUGUGUAUGAAUGAAGAUACUUCGUGAACCAGAAUUGUGAUAUAGGGAGCCUGUCAUGAUUUGAUGAAAUGAAUAUCUGAGGCGUAUGCUAUUAAGAUAUUCCCUUCUGGGUAAUGGCUGCGUAUAGAUGCAGGUUUUUUGUCUUUUGUGCUCAUUCUGUAGAAGAGUAUCAAAAGAACAGCUAGAUAAAAAAUACUUGCCCCACUCAUCAGUACUAUUUGUUAACUGCUGAGUAUGAACAUUGUUUUUAGAAAAAUUGAUUGUAUUAUCCUUUCAGAUAUGCAAUGAAUAUCCAGUUGCAGUUUACAGGGCAUUUAUUUGAAAAUCUCUGCUUCCUUCAUUUGCAUAUCAGAGAAAAAGUACCAUGUACAGUUAAGACUACCUUUAGAUAAGAUGAGGUACAAAUUUUCAUCAAAGGUUGAUAAUUUUACACUAUGCUUGUCCUAAAGAAUGAUCCCCAAAUGAUUUGUGGCCUGUGAAUUUAAUUUAGGACAGUGUUCAUGAUGAUGAUGAUGAUGAUGAUGAUGAUGAUGAUGAUGAUGAUGAUGAUGAUGAUGAUGGGCAGUGAUUUGGGUAAUGACAUUGAGGAUUUAUGAAAGAGCUGUUUUGGCUAUUCAGUUUUGCGGACAUAACUGUACUGUAAAAUUGGUGCAGUUUCACAUGUCAUAAAGCAAAAGCCUCCUUCAGCAUAGUUACAGUUUUACCUGUAGAAAUGUGUUGAAUAACAAGCUCAUAUGUACACCUAACAAGUAUUGUUGAUUGUGUCGUGUGUUCAAACAGUCCAUACUGUAAUCAGCAUAAAUUUGUAAUGUGUGCCUAAUGAAGGAAAUGCGAAGGAAGAUUAAAGUUGUCAUAAAAUAGGCUAAAGAAUUGAAAAACUGUGCUGCAGCAAGGGCUUUCAGUAUAACAGAGAAGAUGGUGAGAGAUUGGUGAAAGAAUCAAGAUGCUAUUUAAGAAAUGCCAAUGAAAGUGUUCUAUGAGGAGAGGAAUAGCUUGUUAGCCAGAUUUAGAAAAUAGUGUUGCAGGAUGGGUACAAGAAGAGGCAGAAUUGUUGCUACAAGAAACAUGAUUAGGGAUUAUGCAUUGAAGUGGGUGUGAGCCAAUCCAGAGCACAGCAAAAGGUUUGAAACAGUAGGUUCGUGCAGUCAUUUCAUGAACAGAAAAACCGGGUAAAAUGGCAGAAAGCGAGUAUUGUACAGAAAUUACUGAAAGAUCUUUACUGUAAAGUUAAGAGUUAAAAGUUUAUUUACAUGAGUCGAAAUUACAACUUUCCACUAUCCCAUACUGGAAAUUUGGCUGAAACUCCAGUGGACUUAGAUAUAAUAAACAAUAGAACUGUGGAAACAAUGUGUGAAAACUGUUCAAAUCAGAAAUACAGGCCAUGAAAAGACCAUGACUACAGUAGUAUUAACAUGUGUGGCAGACAGAACAAAGAUAAAGCCUAUGGUCAUUUUAAAGUGGAAAACCAUUCCUAAAAUAAAAUUUCCACCAGGAAUUUUUGUACUAUGUCCCAAAAAGUGAUAGAUGGACAAUAAUGGUGUACAAUUGUUAGUAGAAAAUACGUGGCAGAGGCAAACAGGUGCUCUAUGAAAUCAACAAAGUUCGCUUGUGUAAGAUAUUUUUCAGUCAUAUAACUAAGAAUACAAAAAAUUACACAACUUGAAGCAAUGCUGAGAUUGCUGUUACACUGCAUAUUUUGACUUCAAUGCUAUAACCUAUAGGCGUCUAUCUUAAUAAACCAUUAAAAGACCACAUGUGUGAACAAUGGAACAAUUGGAUGAUGAGCAGUGAAAAAUCAUAAAUGACAAGUGGAGCUAUGUUGGCUGCAUCACUUGAUGUUUUGUGAUUUCAUCAUAAAAUAAUGGGAAAAAUUGAAUGUGGAAACAGUGAUCAAAUUCUUCAAGAAAUGGGGGGGGGAUUUCCGGUGCUGUGAAUAGCACUGAUGAUUUAUGGGAUACUGAUUACGAAGCAGAAAUAGAUUCACAAGCUGCAGAAUGGGAGCCAUGUUACGAGCUUGUCAACAAUGCAAAUGAGGAUGUACUUCAGGAGCUGCAUUUUUAGCCAAUGAUUGUGGGGAUUUUGGAGUGUUUUAAAUGCAUUGGUUGAAGAUCCGUACGACAGACAGAAAUGGACCGCAUGUCAUGUGUUGGACAUAAAUUGCACAGCCCUGCAGCUGAACGCAACAAAGAACCAAUUCUCGAGGUGUUAAUGCAGUACAUUUUUAACAACAAAGCAAAGGAAGAAGCUCUGACAGUACUGGAAAUAGCCUCAGGAACAGGCCAACACAUUGUGUAUUUUGCCCAAUAUUUUCCAGAUGUGCAGUUUCAACCAUCUGAAUUUGAAGAAAGCUACAUAAGAAGUAUUGGAGCAUACAUUUCUGAGAGUGGUGUCCGCAAUGUGCGUGACCCAAUUGUAAUCGAUAUACGUACUCCAUAUAGAUUCUGGGCCUUUGGAGCAUUCACAGAAAAUUCUGUGUCUUUUGUUAUCAACAUCAAUAUGAUCCACACAACUGAAAGUGAAUGCACUGAACACCUAUUCAAGAAUGUACAGAAAGUUCUGAAACCUGGUGGUCUAUUAUUCCUGUAUGGGCCUUUUGCAUUUAAUGGAGUUAUAACUCCAGAGUCUAAUGUUAGCUUUAAUCAGAGAUUAAGACAAGAGAAUCCUGCAUGGGGCCUAAGAGACGUAGAAGAUCUGAAUGUAUUGGGAUUUAAAUAUGGUUUGGCACUAAUAGCAGCACACGAUAUGCCAGCUAAUAAUCACAUGCUUGUGUGGAAGAAAAAGUAAUUUCAUUGGAGAGUGCUUUUCAUUAACAAAAUUUGUUCCACAUUUAUUUCAGUAUUAAUAAAUAAGAUGUUAAAUGUCAGUUUGGUUGUUAACAAUGCCAGAGUUGUUCCUGUGUAACAGUAUUAGCUGACACUUAGUAGAAUGUUGUGUUCUUAAAAUAAGAUUGUCCUGUUGCAUGUAUGGUUAAUGGUUUGUGUUCUAUGUUUGAUUGAUUGUUUAAAAUUGUGAAAUAAUAGAAAUAUUUGUGCUUUAUACAGGUACUAUAUAAUUUAUGCAGAUACUAUAACUGCAGGUUUUCAUUUGGUUUUGUGAAGCCAUCUGUAAAUGUCUGAGCAAAGUAGAAAAAGCAAAACUUUCAACUUUGUCAUUCAGUAGCGGAUAUUGACCUGAAACUUAAAAUCCAUAAGAGAAACUGUCAUGAUACUUCCGAUACAUCUUCCAGACACAAUGUACUCAAAUCCCACUGAUAAAGAAUCAAAUAAUGAACUGCAUAAACUCUGUGUAGCCCACAGGAAAAGUUUUUCAGAUAUUUGCAUUCUUUGAGUCUAACUAUGAAAUUUCUGAAUGUUCAAAUGAAACUGUAUCCUUUGAUCUCAAAUAAAUGUCUUUAUUGUGACUGUAA
Molecule: messenger RNA, 4036 nt
Organism: Schistocerca cancellata (South American locust)
Lineage: Eukaryota; Metazoa; Arthropoda; Insecta; Orthoptera; Acrididae
Product: methyltransferase-like 26
Exons: 3
Coding region: 2758-3414 (218 amino acids)
Source: RefSeq, a predicted model, not a curated record